AUGGUUUGUAUGUUGCUGAUUUUGGUGACCGUCAUGAUGCUAUCUUUGAUGGCGCUUCACGUUGUUAUCUCGCUGCCCUCGGAGAGCGUCUCCUCGCGGGCACGCGUACUGGUGAACGGCAAGCUCAUCGCGAGAGACGAGAGGGUGGAGCUUCACCACUUUGAUCGCCUGAUCUUUGGCAGAGCGUCGAUGAUGAAGCUGGUUGUUCCACUGGAGCAACAGGACCUGGCCAUCAACAAGUCGGAGCCUGCAGUCCUCUCGGACGAUGACGACGAUGCCGACAGCGGCCCACCUGUCCGGAACCGCCGGUCGAUGCUGAAGCACGACACUUUGAAGCUUCUGCUGCCUGAUGACAGUGAGGCAUGGAGCGAGCUCCGGCUGUACUUCGGUGAUCUCCAGGCGCGCCUGGGUGUCGAGCGUGGAAAUGAGUUCUUCUACCACCUCAGCAAGGCCUCGCACCUUGUGGACGAGGCUAAUGAGAUCACGUCCGAGAUUCGACCAGAGGAUCGCCUCAAGUUCGAAGUAGAGCUCGUCUGGGACAUUCACCGCCAUGUCUCCGACAUCAUCCUCAUUCGCGCACUGCGACUGGCGCCGAGCAAUGAGGAGCCCACGGUGCUGUCCUACUGGACGGUAUCGAGCUUCCGACAGCGCCUCGAGGUAAUGCGGGACUGCUACGAUGCCUUCUGCUGCUCGGGGCUUUGGUCCGGAAAAGGCGACCCUCUGGAGGAUCCCUGGAUCGACGCCUCGACUGUGGAGCUGACGCUGCAGCUCCACACAAAUGCAGAGGAGCAGCUCCAUCUCGAGGACCUUCGCCGAAGCCUUCUUGAUGCCAAGUUAGAGACGCAGACAAAUCCCGGGCCCAUCAGCAACUCCGACCAUUUCACGGAGGAGCAGCGGCAGACUGGGCACAGGUGCGCUAAGUACGCCAAGCGUGUCCCGCCAGAGUAG
Messenger RNA from Symbiodinium pilosum, 948 nucleotides. The record is from the annotation of a GenBank genome assembly. Lineage: Eukaryota; Dinophyceae; Suessiales; Symbiodiniaceae.